Capronia coronata CBS 617.96 is the source of this 2838-nucleotide messenger RNA. RefSeq lists its product as uncharacterized. Gene Ontology annotation, molecular function: protein binding. The transcript is spliced from 2 exons. Gene Ontology annotation, biological process: ERAD pathway. Lineage: Eukaryota; Fungi; Ascomycota; Eurotiomycetes; Chaetothyriales; Herpotrichiellaceae. Bases 1 to 2838 code for a protein of 945 amino acids. Gene Ontology annotation, cellular component: endoplasmic reticulum membrane. The record is from RefSeq and is a predicted model, not a curated record.
AUGGCUCCCCGAUUACGGUCCAUAGCCGCGCUUCUCCUCGCGCUGGUUUUGACGAUCGCAUAUCUCCAACCUGCUCCUCGAACCUCCGUCGAAGCCGGAAGUAGCAUACCGAAUCUGGACGAUCCGCAGAUAGACUUCGUGCCGGAUGAACAGCAGAAGCAGAACUACUGGGCCCAGGGAGGGAACGACAUCGUCCACGAGGUUUGGUCGGUCUUGCGAGACUUUGAGCCGACAUGGAAGGACAGCGUCUUGCCCGCGCCGUCCACCGGCCUCCUCGAGACGAUAUGGCACUACACCAAAGUCGUCUUCCGCGCUUUGUUCAUGAACGCCCCUACGCACCACGACGGAACCGAUGAUGAGAAAGACACACCGAGUAUCACAGGCGAUUUGAAGAAGGGAGUGGACACGCUCAAGACGGCCGCUGUGUUUGACGACCCGGAUGCCAUGUUUCUUCUUGCGGAGAUGAACUUCUAUGGCAACUUUUCGUAUCCCAGAAACUUCACCGAGGCAAUGGCUCGAUACCAGCAAUUGGCUGAUCUCGACGGCAACAAUACGGCGCAGUACAUGCUCGGCCUGAUGUAUGCGACGGGAAUUGGCGGGCUGGAAAGAAACCAGGCAAAGGCCUUACUGUACCAUACCUUCGCGGCGGAGCAGGACAACAUUCAAUCCGAAAUGACUCUGGCAUUCCGAUACCACUCCGGGAUUGGAUGCCCGAGAGACUGCAACAAGGCUGUUGACUAUUACAAGAGAGUGGCGGACAAGGCCAUGAACUACUGGCUGUCCGGCCCGCCAGGUGGACACUCAUUUGUGCGCAAUGCAUAUCGAUGGGUCGAGGUCGACGGCGGGAUCUACGGCGAGGGCGCCAGCGUCAGUAGCUCAGGCCCGAACGCGGCUCGGGACAGUUUCAGCGCCGCUCACGUCGAUUAUGUCCUGGAGUAUCUGGACAUGAGGGAACGGCAGGGGGAUUAUACCGCCAUGCUGACGCUCGGGAAACACUACUACGAAGCGCCGAGGGGGUACAAACGAAACCUGCGAAAGGCACAGCGGCAGUUCAUGAAGAUUGCCCGGGCAUACUGGGGUAAGGACGGAAAGGUCAACCCCAAAGCACCCAAGGGCAUUGAGAGAGUCGCCGGCAAGGCUGCAGCAUAUAUUGGACGCAUGUUUCUUCGCGGAGAAGGCAUGGAACAGAAUUUCGAAAAAGCCCAGACCUGGUUCAAGCGCGGCGUCGCCAACGGCGAUUCAUUCGCACAAUACCACCUGGGGCUGAUGUACAGAGAUGGUCUGGGUGUGCCUCAAGAUGGAGUGCGUGCCGGAACAUAUCUCAAGGCGGCCGCCGAACAGAGUCUACCGAUCGCGCAAUCCGCGUUGGGCGUUUUGUUCCUCGACCAAGGCGACGUCGAUACGGCCGGCCGAUAUUUCGAGCUCGCGGCCGGAGCAGGCGUCAUGGAAGCCUUCUACUAUCUUGCCGAACUGACGAACCAGGGCGUCGGACGCGAACGCAACUGCGGCCUUGCGACCGUCUACUACAAAGUCGUGGCGGAGAGAGCCGAGAUCUUGCAUUCCCCUUUCAUCGAGGCCAAUGCGGCUUACGAGCGAGGAGACUUCGAACGCGCUUUCGUCGCCGCCCUCAAGACUGCCGAGCAUGGAUACGAAAACGCCCAAGCGAACGUGGCGUACCUGCUGGACCAGAAAACGUCGGUCAUCUCGCUUCCAGGCAUUCCGCUGCUGUCGGCGACGAAACCGGGCUCGACGAGACGUAGCAAACUGCUCAACGAUCCAGAACUGGCCCUGGCAUAUUUCACGCGCUCGGCCAAGCAGGCCAAUGUCGACUCCUUGAUCAAAAUGGGCGAUUACUACCUCUCGCUGGCCUCCUCCUCCGCGGCCCAACAGCAAGCAAAAGGGUUGACAACGUUGUUCCUACACACUCGAAAGACGAGUCCCAAGAGCAGCGGCAGCGGCAACAGCAGUAGCACGGAAGUGGAAGCUCAGGCUCACUCGAACCUCGAAAAAGCAACCACAUGCUACACGACGGCCGCGGAAUCGCACCACAGCGCCCAAGCGCUCUGGAAUCUCGGCUGGAUGCACGAAAACGGCAUCGGCUCCGUCGCCCAGGACUUCCACAUGGCCAAACGCUACUACGACCUGGCGCUGGAGAUGAACAGCGAAGCAUACCUGCCCGUGACGCUGGCUCUGACCAAACUGCGCCUCCGGUCCUGGUGGAACGGAGUCAGUGGCGGCAAAAUCAAUCCUAUUCGCGAUGACGACGACGACGAUGACGAAGGUGGCAGUGCAGCGAGCAGAAAGAGACCCAAGACUUGGAGCGAGUGGUUGAAUCGCUUCCUCGAUGCCGCGGAGGAAAUGGAUGCCCAGGAAGCAGCGGCGGCUGCGGCAGCCAGGGAUCGUGACGACGACGAUUUCUUGGGCUAUGCGGCUGCCGAGCCGGGAAUGCCUGGUGGCGAUGCCGACUUUGCUGCUGCUCAGCCUGGCGGUGGCGACGGCGACGGCGCGAGGGAGAGACACACUGCUGCUGGCGCAGGACAGACCGGUGCACAGGAGCAGAACCAGUAUGGUGAAAACAAUGGAUAUGGUGCGGACGAGUGGGAUGAGUUCGAUGACGGCUUGGUCGAGAGUCUGAUCAUCAUUGCGCUGGCUGGGGCUUUGGCGCUUUUGAUCUACGCUCGUCAGGCGAGGCAGCGGGGUUUGGAGCAGGACAGGAGACAACAACAGCAGCAGAAUCAAAACCCGGCGCCGAGACAGGGACAGAAUGGGGCAGGAUUGUUCCCGCCGCCUGGAGAUCCGGAAUUCAAUAAUUGGGUCGUGGGCGGCAUUGGGCAUUGA